AUGUCCGACCAUGUCAUCCCUAGCUCUAUAUCAACAUCUCCACCUCGACCCGCCUCCCCUUCUCCUGAUUCUGUCUUCUCCGUCUGGUGGGAUGGACUGGCAAACUGGUGGAAUCUGAAUACUUCUUCAAGUUCCUAUUCACAGCUACCCCAGGCUUCUGAUCAGCAGUCCCCUGAGCUGGAGUUUGAGACACAGGAUCCAUCUAUUGAGGCAAUGCGGUCAUCCAGAGCCCGCUGGCGGACUUAUUGGCUUGCCGCAGUCCUAUGCUGUGGUGGAGCAUUGUUCGGAUAUGAUUCUGGGGUCAUUGGCGGUGUCCUUACUUUUGACUCGUUUCAACAAUCGUUCGAAUUCACUGCCGAUCAAAAGACCCGGAUCAGUGCCGUUGCGGUUGGUAUUCAGCAAGCUGGUGCAUUGGCUGGCUGCUUUAUAGUGUGGCCAGUGACCAACCGAUGGGGCAGGCGGAUUGCUAUGAUGAUCAGUUCCGUGAUAUUCUGUGUUGGUGUGAUCUUGGAGGUCAUCGACACCCACUCUCUAGCAGCAUUCUACGUUGGACGCGUCAUCUGCGGUCUUGGGGUUGGCGCGUCUGCUACCGUCAUUCCAAUUUACUUGUCCGAGAUGAGCCCCAAGGAGAUUCGUGGUCAACUUGGUAGCUGCUACCAAUUGACUUAUACAAUUGGCAUCUUGGUAUCUUACUGGAUUGACUAUGGCGUAGAGAAAAUGCCGUCCAGUGCCAAACAGUGGCAGCUGCCGAUAGGUUUGCAGCUUGUUCCAGGUGCUAUGAUGGGCCUGGGCAUGUUCACUCUCCACGAGAGCGUGCGCUGGCUCUUAGCACAUGAAAAGACUGCAGAGGCAUGGCAAAGUCUUGUGUGGAUCCGUGCUGGUGAUCAUGCCGCAGUGCGAGAGGAAUUCGAGGACAUGCAGCGUGGCCUUGAAGAGGAACGCCAUGUUACGGCUGGCUUCCACCCACGCGAACUGCUAGAAACGCCUAAUUUGCACCGACUCUUGAUCGGUGGUGGACUCUUUCUGGCGCAGCAGUCGACCGGCUCGACCGCACUUGCCUACUUCGGCCCCCAAAUUUUCUCUCUUGUAGUUGGUCCUGGUGACAAGAAUCUCCUACUGACCGGCAUCUUCGGUGCGGUCAAGGUACUUGCCUGUUUGAUUUUUGUGAUAUUCAUGUCCGACCGCUUCGGACGUCGACCAGUGUUGGCUGGCGGAGCAGCCUUCAUGGCUGUGUGUAUGCUGGCUACUGCUGCCGUUGUCAAGAGUUAUCCACCGCAAGGCGGAGUGAUGUCAUCCGCGGGCAUUGGCACGGUUGCUUUGAUAUAUCUCGAUAUCAUUGCUUACAACUUCAGCUGGGGUCCUCUACCCUGGCCAUGCACCAGCGAGAUUUUCCCCACCCGGAUCCGCGAACCGGGUGUGGCAUUUGGCGUUGGCUCACAAUGGCUGUUUAAUUUUAUUUGGAGCUUCUCCACUCCCUACAUCAUGGCAGGGAUUGGUUGGGCAACCUUCCUCCUAUUUGGUCUGCUGGAUAUCCUCAUUUUGGCCUUCACCUAUUUCUGUCUCAAGGAGACUGCUGGAAAGACUCUGGAGGAGAUCAAUGAGCUUUUUGAUGGUGUCGAUCUUGAUGCUGAGCAAGGAUGGAAGGAUGCGGGGACAAUGGAGAAUACUACCGCAGAGGCUCCUGGGUUUGGAAUUUAUCAGGAUGAGACUGCGUCCGCAAACACCGCCAUGUCUGACCAAGAUAAAAAUGGCACCAGGCACUUUGAGUCAACCGCAGGCCGGGCUUGA
Molecule: messenger RNA, 1788 nt
Organism: Penicillium verhagenii
Lineage: Eukaryota; Fungi; Ascomycota; Eurotiomycetes; Eurotiales; Aspergillaceae
Product: sugar porter family MFS transporter
Exons: 2
Coding region: 1-1788 (595 amino acids)
Biological process (GO): carbohydrate transport; transmembrane transport
Cellular component (GO): membrane
Molecular function (GO): carbohydrate:proton symporter activity
Source: RefSeq, a predicted model, not a curated record